This is a messenger RNA of Fusarium tjaetaba, 3744 nucleotides long. Its product is annotated as ankyrin repeat domain protein. Gene Ontology annotation, biological process: protein phosphorylation. Gene Ontology annotation, molecular function: protein kinase activity; ATP binding; protein binding. NCBI's taxonomy places the organism in Eukaryota, Fungi, Ascomycota, Sordariomycetes, Hypocreales, Nectriaceae. The transcript has 6 exons. The record is from RefSeq and is a predicted model, not a curated record. The coding region runs from base 1 to 3744 and encodes 1247 amino acids.
AUGGCCGAGCUAGCUUUGGGUAUUGCUGGCGUCGCUGGCACAAUCGACGUCUGUAUCAAGUUCGGGAAAUAUCUCGUCAAUGCCUGCAAGGACUAUGGUCAGGCUGAUGAAUUAGCCCACGAGCUGUCAGUAAGAAUACACAUUUGCUGGUUUCGAAUUGCUAGCCAGCUAGAAAUCGUCAAAGAACUCGAGGAUAACAUGACCGAGGAUCAGCGAGAGCUUCAGUCGCACAUAUUACGCAUCUUACAGUCGAAGCUUGAAGCUGCGACAGUUGUCAUCUCCAAGUCCGAUAGGCAUGGUAGCUCUAAGAGAAACAGGGCUCUGCAUUUCGUCAGUCUACGAGAAACCCUUGAAAGCACUGUUACCGAUCUUGAGUCUUGGCAAAAGCGAUUCGAGCCAUCGUGGUUCCAGAUUAUCAAAACCGGCUCAACUUAUACUGAAGAUGUGUUGAAAAGCGCUACUCUGACCAACACACGAGACAGAGGGGAUCCGGCUCGCGAGGGCUUGAAGUUCCGCCAAGCCUUCAAUAACAGCGAGACUGUGAAGCUAGCAGAAAAGGUACUCGAGAACCUUGAGAUGCAAGUAAUCCCGUAUUGUGAGACUGAGCUCGCAGUCAAGCAGAAGGAGAAUAAAUACCUUAUCAUUGAUACAGUCUCUCGGGAUACGGUAGCAUUGAGAGAUGCUCGAGAGCUUGCAUCACGUCUCCGAGACUCGAACCCUUCAACGUUCGGAACCCUGAAAUGCAAAGGAGUUGUUCAACUUACGAGAGAGCCGUCCCUAAAGUUCGUUCGUCUUUGGCGUCCCCGACGGGUAUUCAAGGAGUCUCCAAACGAAGAGCAUGCGCAAAUGCUUGUGUGUCUCGUUGGAUUUCAGCUUUUCCGGUAUGCUGAUGCCCCGACAAACACUUCCAAGACCAAGAAGAGGAGUCUGGUGUAUCAGCAUCCUACACGCACCGGGAGCAAGAGUGUGAAGUUUGUCAUGCAACACGACAUAUACAGUCUUGGCGUUUGUCUCUUAGAAAUCGGCCUCUGGCGCUCGCUUGUGGAAUUUCACGGUGCUACUACCAGACUAUCAACAGUGGUAACCAAUACUGUAGACUUUCAGUCGGAACUUGAUCCCCAAGCUAUCAAAGAGACGCUGAUACUCCUCAGUCGUACCGAACUGAGAUCCCUCGGAUGGUAUGCGACAUCGAAUAAGCUGUACAUAGCUAUGGAAUUCUUUCCUGAUGGGGACUUGUAUGCCAACAUUCGCGACCACAGACGUUUGACAGACGAUGAAUGCAGCCACAUCAUUAGCCAAGUCUUGUCGGGUGUCGCUGUUAUGCACGAAGCAGGAUUUGCCCAUCGUGACGUGAAGCCUCAGAACAUCCUAGUGUAUAAAGUCUCACAGGACCUCGCCCCAAGUUCUUGGUGGGUGAAGCUUGCUGACUUCGGUAUCAGUAAGAAACUAGGAGCGGAGACGACCGGAACAACCCUGGCCUCAGGAACCCCAUUAUAUAUGGCUCCCGAGCUCCUUCAAUACGACUCUCGGAGCAUUCUGACCGAGGAUUACUUCAAGGCUGACGUAUGGGCUAUUGGGAUAACUGCGUUCUUCAUCUUGACAAAAAGCGUGCCGUUCAAAAGUCAGCCUGCGAUAUUCCACUAUUCAGGGAAUUUACAAGACCUUGCAACUAUUUUUGCUGAUUCCCAACUCACUGAAAUUGCUCGGAGCUUUGUCUCUGAGGUAUUAAAACCACAACCAGGUGAGAGACCUGACGCAGAAAGGGCAAAGCAACAUGCAUGGAUUCGCCAUUGGCUGCCAGAAAUCCCAACGCCGGGGGCACUCAGCAGUCUACAAUUUCUUCCUGCCGAAGUUCUAUUCAAGACUGCACGGGGGUUGACAACAGAGAUCUCGACACUAGCUUCACAAACCGUUUCGCAAAGAUGGACUGGCGAUUUCCAUGAUCUUGGCAUUCUGCCGAAGGCCCCGGAUCAUAUACAGAACUUAUACAACAUUCCUUCCAGGGUAGGAGAAAUCGAAAUUCCGAUUGCAGAGACACAAUGGAUUACCAAACUGGAAAAUCAUAGACCUGCAAGCAUGGGUAAUCUGAUACGAAACCCACAGAACCCUGGUAUAUGGCGCGACGUUAAUAUUUUACAACAACUCCGAGGUUGGAUUAGUACUGGAGAUAUCGACAUGGUUCGGUUGCUUGUAUACCGUGGAAUUGACAUUAAUGCUCCAGACGAGAAUGGGCGAACACCACUGCAUCUGUCGGCUAGCAUUGGCAAUGUGGAAAUGGUCCGUGUAUUGUGUGAAGGAGGUGCGGUCAUCGAUAUAACAAGUGAAAGUGGCCAUACGCCACUCCAAUUGGCGGCGAUGAAAGGUCAUACAGACAUGGCCGAGCUUUUGCUUGAAAAGGGUGCUGAUAUCGAGGCAAGCGACAGCUAUGGCGGUUUCACUCCUAUAGGCUUCGCAGCAAACAUGAACCAUUCUGGUGUCACAGGACUUUUACUUGACAAAGGGGCAAACGUCGAAGCAACGAACCGGGUUGGGCAUACACCACUUAUUUCUGCUGCAAGGAGUGGUUCUGAGGCUACAGUAAAGCUUCUACUUAAUCAUGGUGCUCAUAUUGAAGCAACCGACAAAUCAGGCAGUACACCGCUUAUCUGCGCUGCAAGAGCUGGGUCAGAAGGUGUCAUCGAGCAUCUUAUCCAUCACGGAGCUAACGUCAACGUAAGCGAGUACUCAGGCUUCACACCAAUGCGCGAGGCCAGGAGAAAAGGCCAUGAUGCUGUUGAGAAGCUAUUGCUUAGAGCAGGUGCUAGUAUCGAUGGCAGCAGCCCAGAAUUGAGUACAUCGCUACAUGAAGCUGCACAGUGCGGUUACUACGAUCAGAUGAUAGUCAAUCUGAGGCGAAACGAAGAAAAUAUUGAAGACAAAGAUGACUUCGGCCGUACACCGCUGAUUCUGGCUGCAAGGGAGGGACAUAUGGACACUGCAUGGUUACUUUUUAAAUAUGGGGCUAACAUGGAAGCAUUCGAUCACUCGAACCAUACUCCCUUGAUGGCAGCUUCAGACCAGGGCCGAACGUCUAUGGUAAUCAUGUUGGUGAGAAAUAAAGCAGAUGUCUUGGCGCGCGAUAUCGAGGGCAACACAUCGAUGUCUCUGGCUUCACGAAAAGGACACAUUGAAACGGUGGAAUGUUUGCGUGACGGCAAUGUCCCAGUCGAUACUCCCAACAAUAAUGGCGAGACGCCACUGAUUCUGGCUGCUAAGGGAGGUCAUACGGCUGUGGCCAGGGAACUACUCGACGCUGGUGCUGACGUCAACGCCAGUGACAACAAAGGCUUCACUCCGCUUAUCACGGCUGCAGAACAGGGGCAUGUAGAAACGGUGAAACUUCUGGUUGAUCGCAAGGCUCAGCUUGACAGCACAUCACUAGGUGCACCUGCAGCUCUGAUAGAGGCCGCGAAAGAAGGCCAUGAAGACGUGGUGGAAGUAUUGCUGGAAGAAGGUGCUGCAAUUGAAACUAUGGAUAUUUCAGGGGUCACGGCGCUGGUUCAUUCUGUGAGACGUAAUCACGAAGCGGUAGUGGCGCUUGUUCUCCAGAUAGGGGCCAAUGCUGAGGCAGAAGACGAGAAUGGCGAGGCUUGUUUGAUGCUAGCCAUAAAGAACAGCAACAAAGCUGUUAUUGAUCUACUCACACAGCACGGGGCCAAGAAAAGCUGGUUAUAUUACCGUGCUCGUAUGUCUUUAGGCUACUGA